Molecule: messenger RNA, 1728 nt
Organism: Cyanidioschyzon merolae strain 10D
Lineage: Eukaryota; Rhodophyta; Bangiophyceae; Cyanidiales; Cyanidiaceae
Product: probable NADPH-dependent FMN and FAD containing oxidoreductase
Exons: 1
Coding region: 1-1728 (575 amino acids)
Cellular component (GO): cytosol
Molecular function (GO): oxidoreductase activity; flavin adenine dinucleotide binding; FMN binding
Source: RefSeq, a predicted model, not a curated record
AUGGACGAUGAAUUCCUGGAGCACGCACUGGUCGUCUACGGCUCACAGUCGGGUAACGCUGCAGACGCCGCAGCUACGCUCGCAGAAGCUAUAGGUCCUGGUGCUGACUGCCGAAGCGCUCAGUUCUAUGAUCCGGAGAAUCUUCCGUUCGAGUCUGUUGUCCUGUUCGUUGUCUCCACCUAUGGAGACGGAGAGCCGCCGGAUAACUUUGCAGCGUUCUGGCGUUUUCUGCGAAAGCGGCGUCUCCCCGCCAACUGGCUGCGAGCCGUGCGAUACGCAGUGUUCGGACUUGGUGAUCGUAGCUAUCCCAAGUUCAACGCGGUAGCACGACGCCUCGAUGUGCGGCUCGCCCAGCUGGGUGCCACCCGCAUCCAACCCAUUGGUCUGGGCGAUGGUGCGCUCUGGGAAGAUGCCUUUAACGAGUGGUUGACGAGUCUCCUGGGCGCCCAGCGCAUGGAGGCCUAUCGACGCCGUCAGCAGCAGAGGCAGCAACGAAUAGCACCGUCUCGUUGGCAUCUCCGGCCUGUGAACCGGGAAGCAGUCUUUCUGGACGCACGGGAACUGGCCCUCGAUGAUACUUAUCCUGAUGAAAAGCACGUGGUGCUCUUUCGUUUCCUCGUGGGUCGCUCGGGGUCAGCGGGGCCCAUUUUCAUGCCUGGAGACGUUGCGUACCUUGUUCCUCAGAAUCGGCCCAGCGCUGUGGAUGCUUUCUUUCAGUUAUUCCCAUCAUGGGAUCCGAAUGAAGUGUUCUGGAUAGAAAAUCUGACUGGAGAGCGAGUCAGGGCGCGAUCGCUGGUGCAACGCCUCUUCGACUUGAACGGAAUUCCCCGACGUCGAUUUCUACGUCAACUUGCCUGCUUCGCGACGGAGGCUCACGAGCAGCGUCGUCUGUUGGAAAUCGCGGACAGUGCCGCCGCGUACGCCAGCUAUAUCCUCCAUGAACAGCGAACGGUGCUGCUUGUGCUGCGCGAUUUCCCAUCUGCACGUUUCCCGAGCCUCGCACAUGCUCUCGAGGUCAUGCCGAGAAUGCAACCGCGUGGCUACUCGAUUGCCACCGACAUGCGCGAUGCAGCAAAAGCAGCCUCGCCUGAAGACAAUGCACUUGUAGAGAUAUGCGUCCGCCUGGUGCGCUACGCAACACCUCUGCGACGUCUCCGGAUCGGAACAAUGAGUGGUUGCCUGCGUAAUCUGCAGAGCGGCGACUCGGUAUGUCUUUGGAUUCAACCGGGAACGCUUCGACUACCCGCAGAUCCGGAGUGUCCGAUGCUCAUGGUGGCAGUUGGUACCGGUAUUGGCGUCUUCCGUUGCAUGACAUCGCACCUGGCAACGAUUUCGACAACACGGCUGCCGUCGAACAAGAUCCUUGUGUACGGCUGUCGGAACGAUACCGCGGAUGAUUUAUUCCGGGAGAAUUGGCCGUCGUCCGUGGUACAGCGACUACCCGCGUACUCUCGACCGCGAGACGGUCGCCCCAAAUGCUAUGUACAGGAUCGUAUUCGGCAAGAUGCAGACUUGAUUUACGAGACCUGUUUCAAGGGUACGGAUCGCUCGCAGCGAGUCCAUAUCAUGGUGGCAGGCAGCUCGAGCACAAGCAUGCCAGCUGAAGUGCGUCGAGCGAUCCUGGAAGCGGUGCUCUGCAGCCGCGCUGGUCUCAGCGCCUCAGAGGCUGAGCAAAUGCUCAGUCUCAUGGCCAUGCAAGGCCGAUACAUGGUAGAGGUCUGGGACUGA